UGGAGUAAGCGCAGUUUGUAAACAAUUUUCAACCAGCUUCAUCGUCGCGGUGCUGUUGUGUGUUGCUGCUGAUCAACAGUCACAAAUCAGCACGGGCUACCAAAUGAAUUGCACUGGAGAGAGAGAAAGAUCAGUGUGAAAAUAUUGGACACGUCGCGGAUGUACUCCAGUUAUUUUACGAUAUCAGAGUUUGUGCGUGUUGGGUGAGAUAAAACACCAUUGAUUACGUCGUAUUGGCGGAUUGAUACCAUUAUCGGAGAGGUGCGAUAGCUGGCCGAAUGGGUUUUGGUAUUAAGGUGUACUUUAUGAGCUCAUAAUUUCACCAACUGGCACAGAGUGUUGGGAAAUAAUUGCAAAUAUAGCAGUAAAAUAAAGGCCCCUCUUUUGCCAAAAUGGAUGAGACCGUGAUGUUAGUUUUGCUGGUGAUUGUCAUGCUGGUGGGCUCUUACCUUGCCGGAAACAUUCCCCUUAUCGUGACACUAUCCGAGGAAAAACUUAAAAACGUUUCAAUUUUCGGAGCUGGUUUGCUCGUGGGGACGGCACUCACAGUCAUCAUCCCGGAGGGAAUCCGUUCGUUGUAUGACGAAAGUCAACUCGAAGCCGUAGUGGUGCAAACAUCUGGAUCGCCGAUCCACAAGCAUGAUGCAGACGAGCAUUCUUCCACGAUUGGUUUGUCUUUGGUGCUGGGCUUCGUAUUUAUGAUGCUGGUGGAUCAAGUUUCCUCCCGCCGGAAGGAGGGUUCGAAUGAGCGAAAUUUAACGGCCACAAUCGGUUUGGUUGUCCACGCUGCGGCCGAUGGAGUAGCACUUGGUGCAGCAGCCACCACCAGUCACUCGGAUGUGGAAAUCAUCGUGUUUCUGGCGAUCAUGCUGCACAAAGCACCAGCAGCCUUUGGGCUUGUUAGUUUUCUACUUCACGAGGGCAUCGAACGACAGCGGAUACGGAAGCAUUUGCUGAUUUUUUCCCUUUCUGCGCCCCUGUUAACCCUGCUAACAUAUUUCGGCAUCGGUAACGAACAGAAGGAAACGCUGGAAUCGCUGAAUGCAACUGGAAUUGCCAUGCUCUUUUCCGCCGGAACAUUCCUAUAUGUCGCAACGGUGCAUGUACUGCCUGAGCUGACCCAUAAUACCGGUCACGGUAGCCAUCGAGGACACCACGAUUACAAUCUUCUCGAGCAGCAGCAACCGGGAGGAUCUGGUGCCAAAUUAAGUUCUUCAAAGGGAGCAAAUGGACUCCAAAAUUACGAACUUGCUCUGCUGAUUCUAGGUGCGCUGGCGCCCAUCUUUCUCACCAUGGGACAUCAUCACUAAUUGAGGCAAGGGAAGGGAAGAAAAUUGCAAUAAUUACAGAUAUCAUUGCCAAAUUUUGUUCAUCGAUGUAUCAAUCUAGGAAGGAUAAUAAAAAAAGAGGACACGAAUA
This is a messenger RNA of Toxorhynchites rutilus septentrionalis, 1419 nucleotides long. It is a transcript of the gene Zip102B, whose product is annotated as zinc transporter ZIP9. The coding region runs from base 393 to 1310 and encodes 305 amino acids. NCBI's taxonomy places the organism in Eukaryota, Metazoa, Arthropoda, Insecta, Diptera, Culicidae. Gene Ontology annotation, biological process: zinc ion transport; transmembrane transport. Gene Ontology annotation, cellular component: membrane. Gene Ontology annotation, molecular function: metal ion transmembrane transporter activity. The record is from RefSeq and is a predicted model, not a curated record. The transcript has 2 exons.